UAACCGAUCCUGAUUCGGAGCCCAUCGCUUCCUUACACCUUGGUCCUAGGUGGUCGAGAGACAAACUAUAGAGGGAUGGUACUCGAUAAUUCUUUCCAGGAUUUUGUUUAUAUCGUAUCACCCCGAGAAUCAAAGUUCUAUUUCGUGUUACGAGUUGGCGCAAGUACGACUGCCACUGCCUGGCGGGUGGUUGACCGGCGUGGUGCUCACCGGCUGACGGUCAUCAGAGGCAAAAGGAUAGAUAUAAUGGUAAUGUGAACCUUACAACUCUGUGGGUCUGCGCCAGAUAUUUGCACACAGUGAUUGAAGAUGAAUCUGAAAAAGGCUGAGA
Molecule: messenger RNA, 331 nt
Organism: Lentinula edodes (shiitake mushroom)
Lineage: Eukaryota; Fungi; Basidiomycota; Agaricomycetes; Agaricales; Omphalotaceae
Exons: 1
Source: RefSeq, a predicted model, not a curated record